AUGCAGGAUUUUCAGCAUGAGUACAAGAUUGAGAAUCAAUACAAACAAGGAUGUCGGGUGAUGGAAUUGGUCUUCCAACUGUUCCCAGAGGAGUUCUUGUUCUUUGGAUUCAGUGAGCAAGAUGGCACCUACAUGUUUGUGCAUGAUAUUACAAAGUUUGAACCAAAAAAGCUGACGACAGCGAAAUUACAAGAGGAUUGGUUGACCGCGAUGUACUACUCCCAUAUCCUCUUCUUUCCAGAUUUUGAAUCCAUCCGCAAAGGGAUCAUUUGUGUUGCAGAAUGUGAGAAAAUGGACUUGAGAAGAGAUGUUAGCAAGCUUUUUGGCAGAUUCUUUUCAGAGUUUCUGACCCACUAUCCUUUUGAUGGGGAAUGCAGACAUUUCAACACGGGAACCAUGAUGAACAUCUGUGCUUCCAUUCUGAGGAAGAUCCUUCCAGAAAAACUUCGAAAAAGUUUCAAAGUGGGUUACCAAAUGGAGGGCCAUCUUUCCGAAACAUUUCUUGUGCCCACUUUGGAACAAGCCAAUGCGAGGAUGCUGCGCAGAAUGAUGGAGAGCUUGGAGCUGCGGUACACGCAUGAAGCAUCGUUUUCAUUGUAA
Messenger RNA from Seminavis robusta, 600 nucleotides. Lineage: Eukaryota; Bacillariophyta; Bacillariophyceae; Naviculales; Naviculaceae. The record is from the annotation of a GenBank genome assembly.